GCUGUAAGCACUGCCCAUAAACAUCCUCCCGCGUACUAAACUGGUCAUUUCGCGUCUUAAAAUUGUCUUAGACAAGUGUGAGUGAGUGUCAAGGGUAAAUCUGAGACGUGAAAGAGAAUGGAACUAGCCAGGGAGCGGCCACCGUCCUAUCCCCAGGUACCAUCCACUUCCUGCCUAUCAGAAUUUAAUGAGAUGUGGCUCGACCUGGAGUCUGUGUUCCUGGAGGAGACCAGUCCUGUCGUGUUCCAGGAGCACCACCACCAGCUGGAGCACCACCAACAUCAACUGGAGCACCACCAACAUCAGCUGGAGCACCACCAACACCAGCUGGAACACCACCACCAGCAGCUGGAGCACCACCAUCAUCUGGAGCACCACCAGCAGGAACACCACCAACAGGAGCAACACCACCAGCUGGAGCACCACCAGCAGGAACACCAACAGCAGGAGCAUCGCCCGCAGCAGCAGAAGGGAGUCAGCAGCAGCAGCCACUCCCCCCUGAUGUACCCUCCAACACCCCCCAUCCUGGAGCAGGAGGGGGAGGUGGGUCAGCAGAAAGGUGGUGCCACUUGCCACCUGGCGCUACCAUCUAUCGCUGCAGCCUUUGGCACCGCCAAGGCUGACUACGAGCAGGUGGUGCCACAGUUCCUGCCUCAGCAGGAACAGCAGCAUCAGAGCAGACAGCAGCAGCAGUACUCACAGCAGCAGUAUGGGUGUGUGGGCGGUGUGUACCCGACCUUCCACUACACUAACUACCCACACCCCGCCCACAUCUCUACCCCUUACACUACAGCCGUCACCACUAGUACCACAACCGCCCACACCACAGCUCCUACUACCACUACCCACCCUCCUACACACCCCGCCCACACCACCCACAGUACCGCCCACGCGACAUUCGGCACUAUGUAUCAGUAUUGGGGUGGCACCGGAGUAGUUCUAACCCCACCAUCAUCACCCCACGCCCCUGGGAUCAUAGCCGCCCCUGUACUGUGCCCUCCAGCUCUGCCUCCAUCCACCACACCAACACCCGCACGCCCACGCCGACGCCGUGCCCGCAGACGCCUCAUCAUCCACAACUGCCCUCACCCUGGAUGCGUCAAAACGUACACCAAGUCGUCCCACUUGAAGGCCCACUUAAGGACUCACACUGGGGAGAAACCCUACACUUGUAAGUGGAAGGGAUGUGGGUGGAAGUUUGCCAGAUCUGACGAACUAACGAGACACUACCGUAAACAUACUGGUGAUAGACCCUUCCAGUGUAGACUGUGUGAGAGAGCUUUCUCCAGGUCUGACCAUCUCAGUCUUCACAUGAAGCGUCACAUUGCUCUCUGAACUGACUGUCUGGGGCCUGCAGUGACUGUCAACUGAAUAUGUUGGGCCUGGAGUAACUGUCAGCUGAAUGUGUUGGGCCUACACUGAAUGUCUGGGACCUUCACAGACUGUCAGCUGGAUGUAUUGCGUCUACAGUGACUUUCAAUUGACUGUGUUGGACCUGCAGCGACUGUCAGCUAUGCUGGGCCUGCAGUGACUGUGAACUGACAAUCUCGGGCCUGGCCUGACUGUUCUUGGUGACUCUGACCACACCAGACUCCUCUUUGAACUGUGUUAAAGCCUGCAGUGACUGUCACUUGACUGAGUUAGCCAGCAGUGACUGUGUUAAAGCCUGCAGUGACUGUGUUAGAGCCUGCAAUGGCUGUCACCUGACUGUGUUAGCUACCAAUGACUGUUAGAGCCUGCAGUGACUGUUCCCUGUGUUAGCCAGCAGUGACUGUUAGAGCCUGCAGCGACUGUCAGCUGUGUUAGCCAGCAGUGACUGUCAGCAGUGUUAGCCA
Cherax quadricarinatus is the source of this 1835-nucleotide messenger RNA. The record is from RefSeq and is a predicted model, not a curated record. NCBI's taxonomy places the organism in Eukaryota, Metazoa, Arthropoda, Malacostraca, Decapoda, Parastacidae.